Molecule: messenger RNA, 601 nt
Organism: Drosophila bipectinata
Lineage: Eukaryota; Metazoa; Arthropoda; Insecta; Diptera; Drosophilidae
Product: fibroleukin-like
Source: RefSeq, a predicted model, not a curated record
CCUACCACGACCUCCGCGAGAUCCACAUUCCAGGCACAGACCCGUUUAGAGUUCUUUGUUGUUCAUACCAGGAUUAUGGAUCUAAAUGGAUGAGAGUUUAUAAUAAACGUGAUUCUUCAAAAAUAUUCAAUCGCACGUAUGAGGAUUAUGAACGUGGACUUGGAAUUGUCGGAACUGAUAUAAGGGAUGAGUUCUUCAUUGGCCUCAAAAACCUGCACCUACUGAUGAAUGGAAAACCCCAUGAAGUGAUGGUAGACACCAAUGCAUUUAAUAGGAAAAUAUGCAACCACUUUGUUUUGGGCAGUCAAAACGAAGGAUAUAUGCUGAAAAGUAUUGGCAAUUGUACUGGAAACGCCAAUGUGUUGUUCCCUAAGCAGGGCUCCACAUUUUCCACCUUUGAUCGAGACGAGGAUGGAUUUCCUGAUCGUAAUUUGGCCCAGGAAGUGGGCUUUGGCUGGUGGUUCGAUCCUAGUAUGAGUAACAUCAGGGACGACUACGAUUUCAUAAGAGUGUACAUUCGAAGAAAAGAUUGAAGAAAACAAACCGGACAGAGAUGAAACUAAAACGGCCUUGGAAAAGGGAGCAUUUCAAGAAAAUCUAU